Molecule: messenger RNA, 3149 nt
Organism: Porites lobata
Lineage: Eukaryota; Metazoa; Cnidaria; Anthozoa; Scleractinia; Poritidae
Source: the annotation of a GenBank genome assembly
CUGGUAUUCUUAAGAAAUCAAGCAGCUCACUGCAGCCAGUGCCUGAGUUUGCAGAGUCAAAGAUUCAGAGAGCAGAUUCUAACCUGGAAACUGUUGAGAGUGAGGUACAUAAUAUUUUUGCAGUAUAUUAUGUAAUGUGCAGUCUCACUUUUACUCUACAUGUUACAGUACCUAAUCAGGGGUGGGGAGGGGUUGACUGCCCUAAAAAACAACAACAACAACAACAACAAAACAAAACAAAGUAAAAACUGUUGAUGAUAGGCCGCUAAAUUAUUUUUGAGGUUAACAAAGAUAAUUCUUCAACAGUACAUUAUUUACAGAUGUACAUGUAUAUUGGAGGAGUAUUAAUGUUAAUCAGUGUUGCUCAAAUCCGUUGUAGAACCAGACAUAUGCAAAACCUAUGCUCAUGCUAUUUGUUUACUAUGUUGGACUAUGUUUCAGCUAUGUUAUGUUCACUACUGCCUAAGUAUUAACUAUGUAAAACACCAAACAACAUAGUCCAAAGUAUGCAAAAUCUAUGUUGAAACUAUGUUUAGGCUAUUUGAAAAGCACAUAGCUUUUGAAUACCUAUGCAAAUACUAUUCAAAAUCUUUUCAUAGUCUUGACAUAGCUAUGUAUUAACUAUGCAAUAGAAAGUUCUGCUUUUCCUUCCGAUUAGCAUCCUAUGUAUUCACUAUAUGCAUCAAAGUAAAAUAGCUUUUACAUAGCAUUUCGAUCUUCACUUUUAUUUCCAACAAGUUUCUUAGCUUUUACAUAGUGCUAUGUAUAUUCUAUGCUAUGUGAUGAAACAUAUUUGCAGCCUAUGUAUUCACUAUGUGACAUUUUCAUUUAGCUUUAUCAUGAGAUAAAGGCUACAUAGCUUUUACAUAAACAUAUUUUUUCCUAUGUCACUCAUAUGAAAAAUAUAUGUAGUCUAUGCGUUUCCUAUGUGAUAUUCCAACAUAGCUUUCAAGUGACUAGCGUUCAUGGUAGCGCUUACAGAAGGCUAAGCAUACUUCCAAAGUAAAAAGCAGUGUUUUUAACUAAAACACUGAAAAAUCAUGUACUAUAAUUUUUUUUGUGCUUGCAGAUAGUUUCUUAGUGAGAAGACUUUUGUUAAGCAUUGAAUCGCUACAUCCAUCAUCCCUGUCUUAACUUUCCCUUCUUAUAGCUUUUCCCUAGAGUUCUUCACUUGAAAUGAUACUUCCAUGCAUCAUUUUCUUCUUUUACAUUGGGUUCGAUCCUUCGUCUUGAUUGUGGACGUCUCCUGAAUAUAACUGCACGGUCAAAACUGCGAAACGCUACCUGCCUCGGUGGGUGUCAUCCAUUUUGUUUCCACUAGUUCCCAGGGAAGCCCGUGAGUUCAACACAUGCGUAUUUUGCGUUUUAUCGUCACGUGGGCCUUUUCAACCAAUGAAAAGGUGUGAAAAUUGUCUGUUUCCACGCGGGCGCUUUCAAGUCAAAGAAGACGAGCUGUAAGCGUACGUUAUUACAAGAAGACGCUUCUUUUUACUUCAAUUUCCAGUCUUUUUCCUGCCAGGUUCAACAAAAAGUAUUCCUAACGUUGGUAAGUGAUGUUUUUCUCAAUGAAGUUUCGAUUUGCCUGUGUUGUCUCCCCUUUUCGCGUAUCUGAACAAGGAUCGGUCGAUCAUGCUUUGAUACUCCUUCGUUUCAAUUCUAAAACGUCAGGUUGUUGUUAUGUUCAUUUGCCUUAAAAUCUCCACUUUUCUGUUUGCAGAUACUUAUUCGUUGCAGUCAAAAGGAAACUGUAUGGCACUGAAGAGCACGACAUCAGCAAAAAGUCUACACGAUAAGCAAACUUAAACUUGGGGUUUCGAUUCUGAAACCUCCAUGAAAAUACUGCAUUUGUGUUACUAUUAGUGUUCGUGGCAUUAUAUUGUCAUAGUUUUUCAAUUUUUCGUUUCAAAACCUGUUUCUUACCAAUGUAAAAGGUAUUCUAAUUCAUAUGUUUAUACUAUUUUUACUAUUUUGGUGAUUUUUACGAACGUAUUUUAAACACUACAUUUGCUUAAGCAGAUCGAAACCUACAUACAUAAGAGACUAUGUCAAUUCUAUGUAAUUUCUGUUUGAACUCUAGUUAAAGCUUGUGUAUGUGAUAUGUUUUACCUAUUCAAAUACUAUUAAAAUCCUAUUUCAAACCUAUGCAAAGACUAUUUGUUCUGUGUUUUCCCUAUUUUAAUGCUAUGCAAAGUAUAUGUCACCUUUAAAAAGGCUAUGUUUUUCAUAUGUUUUUUCUAUUUCUAGGCUAUCUAAAUUCUAAGCAAACCCUAUUCAAAAGCUAUUUAAUCAACUGUUCCCUGUUCCAUUUUACUAUGUAAACUCUAUUUCAGUCUUAUGUGAAGGCUAUUUAUUUUCUAUGAAUUUUUUCUAUGAGGUUGACUAUGAAGUCUAAAAUCUCUUUCCACAAGCUAAGUAAACUGUAUGUAUAGGCUAUGUGGAAACUAUGUCAUUUCUUCCCUUAUUCCUACCUUUAAAAACUGCAUAGCUUUUAAGUAGGUUCCGUUUGACUAGCGAAAACAUAGCAUUUUCGAUACAAAAAACAUAGUCCUGGCAUAGAAACAACAUAGGAUCUGGUUAAAGCAAUGUAUGAGUGAUUAACAUAGGUUUUGCAUAGCUCUGUGACAUAGCAUUUGCAUAGAUUUUACAUAGUGUCUGAUUCUACAAGGGAUUUGUUUUCACCAAUGUGUAUCAAGGGGUUCUAAUAUUUAUUUUCCAACAACAAACACAUUGUCUAAUUAAAUUGGUGGGCACUGUAAAUUUUUUAAUAUAUGAAUCACAAGGUAGACAAUCUGUGAGUAAUUAUAAACACUGUGACUUUACCAAUAAUUUAAUUUCCCCAUAAUUCUAUUAUGAACUUUUACAUUGUAGAUUUGGUACUGCAAAUUUUACACUGAAAAAUGAAAAGCUACGUAUACCAUGAAAGACUAUUUGCAGCUUUCUGACUGCAUCUAAACUAUGAAAUAGAUACAAAAUUGACCAGUUUACGUACAGCUGUACAGCAUAUAAUCUAUACUUAUAAAGAUAUUGGGACACUAUUUGUCCACAGAGAACUUCAACUCCACAUGCAAGAACAGCAAAAGACACUGUGUGAGGGUGUACAGAACUGUUUGGCUUUAUUCCAAACGUCCUUGUCUGAGGUGAGUAAAUAA